Messenger RNA from Fusarium subglutinans, 708 nucleotides. RefSeq names its product necrosis inducing protein. The record is from RefSeq and is a predicted model, not a curated record. NCBI's taxonomy places the organism in Eukaryota, Fungi, Ascomycota, Sordariomycetes, Hypocreales, Nectriaceae. Bases 1 to 708 code for a protein of 235 amino acids. The transcript is spliced from 2 exons.
AUGGUGCUCAUUACUCAACUUCUGUCGGGCUUUACCCUGGCUUCAGGAAUCCUUGCAUCGCCUAUCGAGCGUCGUGCUGUUAUCAACCACGAUGCUGUCGUUGGAUUUCCGCAAACUGUCCCAUCCAAUACAGCUGGCUCACUCUAUCUCAAAUACAAGCCUUACCUCAAGGUCUUCAACGGAUGUGUGCCCUUUCCCGCGGUUGAUAGUAAUGGAAACAUUGGUGGAGGGUUAGCCACAAGUGGCUCGUCUAAUGGAGGUUGCAGUAGCAGUACGGGCCAGGUCUACGUACGAGGCGGGACUUACAAUGGCCGCUACGGUAUCAUGUAUUCUUGGUAUAUGCCAAAGGACUCACCCUCUCCCGGACUAGGACAUCGUCACGACUGGGAAAACGCGGUGAUAUGGUUGUCUGGUGAAAGCACAAGUGCUACAGUUGUUGGUAUGGCAGUUUCUCAACACGGAGGAUAUGACAAGAGAACGACUGGUACAUUCUCUGGGAACAGUCCUUUAGUGGGAUAUACUGCCGUCUGGCCUACUAACCACCAAAUGAUCUUUACCGACGACAAAGGUGGCCAGCAGCCGCUGGUUGCCUGGGAGAAUUUGACCGCUGCGGCUCGUACAGCUUUGACAAACACUGACUUCGGCAGUGCCAACGUCCCAUUCAAGGACGGAAGCUUCGAGUCAAAUCUGGACAAGGCAGCCGUCUAA